Messenger RNA from Trichomonas vaginalis G3, 1317 nucleotides. Its product is annotated as ribonuclease inhibitor domain-containing protein. The record is from RefSeq and is a predicted model, not a curated record. The transcript has a single exon. Lineage: Eukaryota; Parabasalia; Trichomonadida; Trichomonadidae. Bases 1 to 1317 code for a protein of 438 amino acids.
AUGAUUAUGUAUGAUAUAUACAAAAACACUGUCAUUCAGUUGACAAACGACAUCGAAUCAGUUACAUUACCAUCGAAUGUCACAACAAUAUCAAGUUAUUCAUUUGCAAACUCAAAAUUAUUGCGUACAGUAAACUUCGAAUCAAAUAAUAAACUCACAACAAUCAUGGUCAAUGCAUUUGAUGGUUGCAGUUCAUUAUCGACAAUCACACUUCCAACAAGUUUGACCACUAUUGAUCAAUAUGCAUUUAGUUAUUGUUCAACUUUGAGAUCAAUUUCAUUUCCUAACUCACUGACAUCUAUUGGAAGAAACGCAUUUCAAUAUUGCACAUCACUCACAACAAUUACUUUCUCAAAUGUAGUUUCAAUGACUAUUAAAGAAUAUUGUUUCAUUAACUGUAAUUUGUUAGAUUCUGUAUCAUUUGGAAAUGGCUUGAGUUCAUUAGGAUUCAAUUGUUUUGAGAAUUGCACUCGACUUGAACAGUUAAGAUUUCCUGCAUCACUCAAAUCGAUCGGUAUGAACUGCUUCUUCAAUUCAGGUCUGAAGAAUGUCAUCUUCCCAGAAGACAGUGUUUUCUACGACAUCAGUCCAUCAUCAUUCCGAGGAUGCACACAACUUACAAAUAUCCAACUUCCUGUCAAUGUCCGAAUUCUUGGCGAAAACUGUUUCGAAUCUACUAAGCUCUCUAUUUUCAGUGUUCCAUGUUCUGUUGUCACUAUCAGCAGUUAUUCAUUCCGAAACUGUUAUGAACUUAGUGAAUUCAUCAUUGUUGAAAACAACAAUCUGAAAACGAUCGAAGAUCGUGCAUUUGAUGGCUGCACUCGUCUUCGUUUGUUCCGAAUCGAAUCGAGUAACUUCUUCACCGUAUUCAACGGUGCACUUUUUAACAAAAACAUGUCUACACUUAUUUGUUUCCCACCAGCAUCUUCUAUCAAGUACUUCUCAUUCCCCGAAGAAGUUCGCAUUGUUGGUAGUGGUGCAUUCUUUGGAUGUCGUAGCAUCAUGAGUAUUCUUAUCCCAGACAACUCCAUCGAACGUAUUGGAACGUUUUCAUUCGCAAACUGCACUUCUCUUAAGAUGAUUAAUAUUCCAUCAUCUAUCAAAAUUAUUGAGAAUGGUGCAUUUUCAGGGUGCAUUUCUCUUAAAUGUGGUGUCUUCAUCGAUAACAAAGAACGAAGAUUCAUUCAAGAACUUAUUGAAACAUCUCUUCUUCCAGUUACUGCCAUUAACGAGUGUGGUCUUUUUAGUUGCAAAGUACACAACAAAUUUGACAUCCCAGUCUCUCCUUCAUACUUAUUUGUUUUCAUUCUCAUGUAA